ACUCACAUAAACAUAUGUUUCUUUUUGGUUUUUCCAUUAAACGCCUUAAAAAUGAAAACACCUAUAUAUAAAGCCUAUAAAAAUUUAAAAUGGGUUAGAAGAAAAUUGAUCUGGGAGCCUUGGAAAGGAAAAGUUAUUGAGGCUAUAAGCCAAUUGGGUGUUGGUAUUGGGGUAGUUGGACCAAGAGAUUUGAAAACUCCGGAAAUUUACAACGUCGAAUGCACAAAAUUGAUCAUGGAUGAUUUUUUAAAUAUGUAUUUUGAUGAAAAAGAAACAUUAUUAGCAUACGAUCCUCAAAAAAUGGCUAAUGAAGGAGAUGUUGUUUUAAUAAAAAAAUUGGACAAACCAUAUGCAAAGGAUGUUGCAUUCGCCUUACAGGAAGUAUUGUAUCAAUUUGGAAACAUGAUUGACCCUAUUUCGGGUAGAAAAGUCGAAGGUAUCAAUUUCAGAGAUGAAAAUGAAGAUAACAAAAAGAUUCACGAUAUAAUACGUAACACACAAGCCAAAGAUUUUACAUCCAAAGGCUACAAAUUUUCACAUAUGCACUCAAUUGAUUAAAAAAAAAUUUA
This is a messenger RNA of Gordionus sp. m RMFG-2023, 569 nucleotides long. Its product is annotated as small ribosomal subunit protein uS17m-like. Gene Ontology annotation, molecular function: structural constituent of ribosome. Gene Ontology annotation, cellular component: mitochondrial small ribosomal subunit. The record is from RefSeq and is a predicted model, not a curated record. The coding region runs from base 52 to 558 and encodes 168 amino acids. The transcript is spliced from 3 exons. NCBI's taxonomy places the organism in Eukaryota, Metazoa, Nematomorpha, Gordioida, Chordodea, Parachordodidae. Gene Ontology annotation, biological process: mitochondrial translation.